AACAUUGCAAAAUGGAAACCUCAUUGUCUCUAGCUAGUGAUAGUUUUUCAUAUAGUUGGUUAUCAAACUCUAAUAAAUUCCCUGUGGAUUAUCUAGAUGAUGAUCCUCAUAGAGUUUCUAUCACCAGUUUCUAUGGAGAUAGUACCUCAAAUAAUAGCCAAAGCUUCAAUUUUAGCACUUGUAUCUCUCAAUCAAAUCUUGUACUUGUUCAUGCUGAUGAGAUUUUCUCCAAUGGCUUUCUUUUGCCAUUUUUUGUUGACCCUUAUACUCAAGAAUCUAAUCAAACGAAGAUUGGUACUUCUUUUUCUUCUGGAAAUUUUUCUUCAAGAAAUAUGGAAACUCAUCAUGGUUUUCUUAUUAGGUUGAGAAAAUCAACAUGGAGAACUUUGCUACAAUUUUUCAACCAAUUAAGGAAGAAAGUGGAGAAGUCAAGGAAAAACACUAAAGUUAGAAUUGAGGAUAUUGAUGAGAUAGAUUGGCAAGUAAAAAGUUUGAGAAGCAUUUCACAGAAAGCUUCUCCAAUCGGUGAUUUUUAUGUUGAUCAUGAUAACUCAAUUUAUGAAGCAGUUCUUCACUGCAAAAAAUCAAUAGGAAAAUGAUUAUUGUAGGAGGAAGUGGUGGACACCUAGAAAUGUAUGGUGCCUAAUUGAGCAUUCCAUUUUUUUUCUUGGUGUAAUUUCUCUCUGUUGAAGUAUUUGUCUUUGGGAUUUAAAAUGAAUAAAUUUUAUGAAUGUUGGAUUUAGUUGCUC
Lathyrus oleraceus (garden pea) is the source of this 749-nucleotide messenger RNA. Its product is annotated as probable membrane-associated kinase regulator 6. The record is from RefSeq and is a predicted model, not a curated record. The coding region runs from base 12 to 599 and encodes 195 amino acids. Lineage: Eukaryota; Viridiplantae; Streptophyta; Magnoliopsida; Fabales; Fabaceae. The transcript is spliced from 2 exons.